AUGGUUAUGGUUGAUCCUCAAUCACCAAUCCAACCUCACCUAUACCCACAAGCAAUUCAACUCAAACUCUACCAAGCCUUCAUCUUCUCCAUUCCCAUCUUAUUCUCCAUCAUUCUCUUCCUCUUGUUCUAUCUUUUUUACCUUAAGAGAAGAGCCUCUUCUCUCUCCUCUCCUUCUCCAAUGAUUCUUCCUGUUUCCUCGACCCACCAGCCUUCUUCUCAUCUCCCUUCAGUUUGUUUGUUAGAGGUGAAGGUAGAGCUCAAAGAAAAGCUCCAUGUCGUUUUUUACAAUGAAGAACUAGGAACAAGAGAUUCUCUAUGUUGCGUGUGUUUGGGAGAAUUCGAGUUGAAGGAAGAGUUGGUGGAAAUGCCUUCAUGUAAACACAUAUUUCAUCUCGAUUGUAUUCAUCUUUGGCUUUAUUCUCACACCACUUGCCCUCUCUGUCGCUCCUCUGUCUUCAUCUCUUCGACGAAAGCCUCCGUGAACGACGACAACGACCAUCCAGAUUCUCCUCAAACUUCACCGGUUCCAUCCACAUUAUUCUCCCUGUCUUCUUCUACUUCAGCAGAUGUGUUAUUGCUCCUCAUAGAUAGGCAAGCAAUUCACCACAGCGAAGCUCGCCAGCAUCAAUUCAAGGACGAAUCCAUCUCCCCAAGCGUAAAGACCAUAAAGUCCCCAGACGAAAGCGAAGAGAUUCACGACCGCCACAACUGUCACGGGCAAGAACAUGGACGAAGAGGACCCGAAGUCGAAGAUUUCUUGCUCGUACCGCUUCCUCUGUUCCUCAUCAUCGUUGGCUUUACUGGUGACAUUGAACCCUGGAGUGGAGAGGUUUAG
Molecule: messenger RNA, 837 nt
Organism: Thlaspi arvense
Lineage: Eukaryota; Viridiplantae; Streptophyta; Magnoliopsida; Brassicales; Brassicaceae
Source: the annotation of a GenBank genome assembly